Paramormyrops kingsleyae is the source of this 984-nucleotide messenger RNA. The record is from RefSeq and is a predicted model, not a curated record. Lineage: Eukaryota; Metazoa; Chordata; Actinopteri; Osteoglossiformes; Mormyridae.
AUGGAAACAGGCACGGGAAGCCAGACUGCACCAGGCCACGGGUGUCUCUUCCAAUUAGGGGGAGAGCAGGGAAUCCCAGAGCGUGGCCUGGCAUCGGACGUUGAGCCUGUGGAGGGCCCCCCGAGGGAGGCUUUGCCAGGCCAGGCCCCCGGGCUGGGUGCGGUGCGUAGCUCGGCGGACGGGCACAAACAGAGCAAGGGGGCAGGUGUCCAUGUCCGGCAGAGAGCCGGGGAGGAAAUGGUGAGGGGGGAGCCGCAGAGGCCGGCUCUGGGAUGGCUGGCGGCGUUUCUAUCCUUCUGCGUGCGCACCACAGUGCCUCAGACCCCGGACCCAGAGCUCUUCAGCACCGCGCCCCCAAAGAAGCCGGACCCCAUUACUUCAGAAACCGUUGUUUUCUGGGGCCUGCGGCUAUGGCAAGUCAUUGGAGUUUUUUCCAUGUUUAUUCUGGCAAUAGUGAUAACGCUUUGCUGCAUCUUCAAAUGCCGGAUCCCCAGGACCAAGAAAGAGAUCGAGGCGAGGCACGCCCAGAGAGAGGCAGCUAAGGUAUACGCUGACACUUUGGAGACAGUGCCUCCACUUAAUGAGCUCACAGAGGUGCCUGGAGCUGCUGUUGCUGAGGAAAAAACCGAAGUGCCCAGUGUUUCUGGGAAGGUGGAGAAGAAGGGGGAGAAAGAUGGCAACAAGAAGGAGGGAAAGGCGGGUAAAGAGGGGAAAGGGGACGCCAACGAUGCAACCACCAAAAAGAAAGGGGACAAAGGCAAUGAGAAGAAAGGAGAAGGCGGAGAAAAAGGCAAGAAGGCGGGAGAAAAGCGAGCGGCCGACAAAGGAGGGGAUAACGCUAAGGGUGGAGCCAAAGGAGGGGGCGGGGCCAAGGAUGCUGGUAAAGGUGGGGCUAAGGGAGGAGCCAAAGGAGGGGGCGGGGCCAAGGAUGCUGGUAAAGGCGGGGCUAAGGGAGGAGCCAAAAAAGACACUGCGAAAAAGUGA